GGCCGAGGCAAAGCAGCGCGCCUACAGCUGUGUGUAUAGAUCAUGCAGGGGGCUGUGUCCCUGCACGAGGUGCUGGUGUAUGGAGGGGUUCUCCCUGCCCCGCGUGUGCCUGUGUCCUGGCCCUGGCUGGUCAGAUCGUGAGUGGCACCGCGUAGCUGCCAGGCUGGUCUCUGCAGUCCCGUGCGCGCCCACUCCCUGUGUUAUUCCUCUGGAGUUAGUUUCCCUAGCGCGGGGCAGCUAGCAAAGGACCAGCCCCUCAGCCGGCCAGGGAGCGCGGCUGGGCUCGGCUGACUCUGGGAUGGGCGCUGAGAGAUGAGCGAGCGGGGUCUGCCAUCCCCGCAGCGGACAGCUCUCCAAGCCCCGGGGGGUGGGAGUGGGGGGCGCUUCCCCACAUCCUGCUGUCAGUUCACUGAGGGGAAGUUGCCAACCUGCGAUGACAACCAGGAGAGAGGAAGCGGCAGGGACCAGGCUCCUGGGAAGAAGUUAGCUGUUUACAACAAGAUGCAAGAGUCCCUGGAGGUGACCCUUCCCAGCAAACAAGAGGAGGAUGAGAAAGACCAGCCCACUGAGAUGGAAUACCUUAACUCUCGCUGUGUCCUUUUCACUUACUUCCAGGGAGACAUUGGGUCAGUAGUGGACGAACACUUCUCAAGAGCUUUGAGCCAAGCCAGCAGCUUCAACCCAGAAACUGCCCUUUCAAAAAGCAAGCCAGGGCUAAGCCCUCUGUGGAGAGAGAGCUCAACAAUUUCAAGCCAACGGAGCAGUUUCCCAGCUUCAUUUUGGACCAGCUCUUAUCAACCUCCACCUCCGCCAUGCUUGAGUGGAGUCCAUCCUGACUUCCCAGUCACUGCACCAGGCACCUUCCCAACAGCAGAUCCUAGCAGCUGGCCAGGACACAGCCUUCAUCAGACUGCCCCACCUCCUCCCUCUACUGCAUCAGAAUCCUGGCAUUAUCCUUUAGCAUCUCAGGUUAGCCCUUCAUAUGCGCACAUGCAUGAUGUGUACAUGCAUCACCAUCACCCCCAUCCACACAUGCAUCAUCACCAUCCGAGCUCUCACCUUGACCCACGGUAUGGAUCCCUAUUGAUGCCUUCAGUACGUGCAGCCAGGAUUCCUGCUCCACAGUGUGACAUGACAAAGACAGAUCCUACUACUGUCACCAGUGCUACCUCAGCAUGGGCUGGAGCCUUUCACGGAACAGUGGACAUCGUGCCAAGCUUCGGGUUUGACACAGGUCUACAGCAUCAGGACAAGAGCAAGGAAUCUUCUUGGUUCUGAAGAUCAGAUGCAUCUUAGCACCAGCUAGUGUCCCCACAGCUGGGAUGAUGAUAUUGAAACUGUUGACUGUUUCUGCAUGGGGGCAGAGGACACACCGCUAAGGAGAAGAUGAAGAGCCAGUCAUUCUGGUUUUGCUAUUGAGCCUUUUCUUUGGCAGGCCACUUCUGGGUCCCAGAACAUAGAAGAAAAAAAACUUGUUUUUCUUUCUUUCCUCAUCUGAGCCUGCUGCAGCUGUGCAACCUAACUCCGUUUUGCUCCUUUAACAGUGUUUUGUUUUGUUCAUUCUGGUGGGUUUUUUUGUGCACAGCCUUGAUUGUAGGGAAAAGACUGUGCCUUGACUACAGUGCUCAUCCUUGCAGGAAUAGAGUUUUUGUAGCUCUUUGUGUGUCUAUUUUUGUAGAAAUACAGAAAGUUUGGGUAAGAAUUGGUGGACUAUUUUAGGAUGCCAUAUUUUUUUAAAAAAAUUGUUAAAUUGUUAAGUUCUGUUUAAAGAACUUGCUCUCAGAGAAGCACUGGCAAAAAAUGUAUAAAAUGCUUAUUUUUAGAUGUUUGUAUUUGUGUGUUUGUUUUGUUACCUCAAUUGUCUUUUUUUAAAGAGCAAACCCUUUGCUAGUCCAAUCCUUCAUUGUUUCCGUUUUGCAAGAUUUUGCAUUUUCGUCCUUUAUUCUAGCUUAAACAGCUAUAGUUUACUCUUAACAUUUCUACUAAAUAUUUUUCCUGCCUAAUUGUAGAAAUGGUGUCUAUAUUUUCUUUUUCUUGCUUCUGAAAAUGGCUUUGUGCUGUGCUGACUAUGAGAAGAAAUGUGUGAAACCUUUAGCAUGGGGCAAAGUCUGCCUUUAUUAUAGGAUCUAUAUUCUCAACCCAUUCAUUCUUUCAAAAUGGACCAAAUAUUUAUAUGGACUUAAAGGAGAAAAUGAGCCUGGGCCUGACCCAGUUUCCAUCGAAGUGAAUGGAAAAUCUCUCAUUGACAUCCAUGGACUCUGGAUCAGGCCCUCUUUCUGUGAUAACCAUCCACAAAUUGGUAUUUUCAUUUCCAAUAAUUUUGGGAGGCAGGAGUUUUAGUUUAGGCCAUUUGAAGAGUGAUUUUUUUUUUCACGUGAACAUUCAAGGAUAAAAUACAGGUUUUGCAAAAAGCUACAACUCGUGGAAACAAAGUGUUUUCAUAAGGCCAGAUCUUGCAAUUUGCUGAAUAGCUUGUAUGAGUUGCUUGAGUGCCUUCAGCUCCUAUUGAAUUCAACUUGGGCUGAAGUUUUCAAAAGUUGGCCUCCGAUCUCUGGUCCCUCAUUGUUUGGUUGCCCAACCUUAGACAUGUUAGGGACUGAAUCUGAUCGCCUGCAGCUCCUAUGGACUUCAUGGGCAGUUGUGAAUUUUUAGCCUUGGGCUAUCCAUUUAAGAAUCCACUCUGAGAUAACUUUUUGAUAAUUUUAACCACAGAAGUUUGCAAGAGGAUUGCUGGAUUGGACCUGAUCCAGAAGCCCCUCCCCCUCCCACACGAGAUGUUCUUUGGAAGCCAGUGUGAGUAAGGACUAAUUCCAUGAAUAAGGGCUGUAGCAUUGCAUAUUUAAAAAAACAAAAAACAAAAAAACAAUCCUGCAAUUAGCUUGGUGAAGGUGGAGCUAUGCACAGAGCUCCCUUGACUUCAGUGGGGUUUUUAUAGGGUCAGGAGUCUGCCUGUGUAGUGCUAACUGCAGGAUGAGGGCUGAAGUUGGUAAUGUAGUAAUUGUUUGGAAAUGUUGCCUCUUUGCUCCAUUCAGUUUUUACCAUAUAUAUUUAAGCUUUCUCUCAUUUUUCAAAAUAUUCCUAUCAUGUAUUCUAUUUUUGCUACCACCAUUCCCAGCCAAAACAUUCAAAAGAUGAACAAAAAUAAUCUAUGUGUGAUCAGUACUGAGAGAGAGGCUGACUUGUCUUCAGGGCAGUGAACAUCUUAAAUGUGGGGUUUACAAGUGCAGAGGACCCACAACUCCAAGUGAAGUGAAUGGGAGCUGUAUGUGCUCAACCUUCUGAAGUUCAGUUCUAUAUCUUGAUGAGAUAACCUUCCUCUACGCUCUUAGGACCUGGUGCUCUGAGGUGCUGAGCAUUUUCCACUCCCAUGGAAGCUAGCUGGAAAUGGAGGCACUCAGAAUCUCAGAAUUAAGCCCUUAAUGCGAAAGCACACGUUUUGCUGAUUUGGGGCAUUAGGCCCAAUUUUUUAAUGGUAGUUAGGCAUUGCAAUGCCUAAAGAUCUGAGCCCCAAUUACAACAUCCUUAACUCCUUCCUACUAUCUCCCUUAAUCAUUAACAUUUUUUUCCUGAUACUGAACUUCACUCCCACUAUAUUCUCAUAGCAGUGCUGCUCUCCUGGGGGAGCUGGUUUCUUUGUUGCUCAACGGGUUAGUUAGCAACGGGAAAACCUCAAGGAUAGGAAGCUAGCAUAAGCUUCUAAAAGUUUGGCUACUUAUAGGAAAAUUGUAGUUCAAGGAAUACUGCAAGAUCAGACUCCUUUGUGACAGUGCCAGAAAGUCCUGGGUUUGGCUUUGCUGGAAAUGGUGAAAAACAGUUUUUCGUAGAUUUGGCUAGGCCUGCAAGGGAAAGGUUCUAACCAAACCUUUUGAACUAAAAACAAACCAAAAAAAAAAGUUCCUUUUUGAAUUUUGGUCAGUUCUUAUUGUAUCUGAAUUGGCUCACCUGUUUCUAGUAAUAGUGGCCAAUUGAUUGCUCUCUGCUUUGCAACAACAGAGCAUGGAAGGACCUGUUCCUGUUCCCAUUGAACUCCCAAUGACUAAAAAGACAGUAUGGCAAGGUCCAAAGUUUCUGUUCAAAUCUCAAUUAGUGUUGUUUUUAAAUGAGAUGUGAAUGAGUGAAGAUCCUAUCAUCUCCUGCUUCCACCAUAAGGGCUGUUCCCACUGGCUAAACCUGAGAAUAAGUCUAAAGUACUUCUGCCGCUCUGCAGGGUCAGGUAGACAGAGUGCCAAUAAAAACGCGCUACUGGUGUAACCGUUAAUGCAUCCAAUCAAUUGACUUAAAGGUUUAUUACAUUUUUCUCCCUGUUAAAUUUGAUUUCACUAGCAACUAAACUGACCUUUGCUAAGAAAUUAGCUGAAAAAAAAAUGAAACCAAAGCUGUAGUAAUGUGGUUGCUCGUAUAUUCUAAAACUUGAAGGACAGGAACAAAUCUUCCACAUGACAAACCUUUACAGUUGAAGUCAGCAGAUUUACUCCACCAAAAAAAAAAAAAAAAAGAAAAGAAAAGAAAAAGGGCUUAUGAGAAGCAGAUGUUGGGUUGAUAUCCAUUCCUGAAGGAACAGAUUCUGUACUCGCAACAUUUCAGUUUGAGAGUACUGAUGGCAGUGAAAAUAAAAGGGAAAGGUUCUGACUGACUGCUUUUGGGGCAUAAGAGAAAAGGUCUGUAAAAACAGGGCUCAAUCAGUCCACAAGUCUUAAUACACUGCAAAAGGAAUCAUCUCAUUGCAUAUAUGUUAAAUUCUACUGCCCUCCAGGGAAAAUGGAAGAUUUAUUUUGUGAGGGCCUGUACUAACAUAAUAUACUUUGUUACUAUUUCCAUGAGGAGAUGCCGAAAUGAUUUUGAUUACAAACAAUCAAAUUUUUAUUAUAAAGUACUUAACUCUUUUUGUAGAGGUUUCUACCUACUGAGUUAUCUGGGGUCUGAUCCUACCGCCUGCAAAGUAAACUAGACCACUCUCACAGUAGGAACAGGACCUGUCAACCAGAUUGAACCAUUCCUGAGACUCUGUUUUGUCCAUUAGUUUUGAAGCAGAACUCCCCAAUAGUUUUAAUAAGGGCGUUUCCAGCUUAAAAACUGAUGGUACAAUAUGGCCCUUAGUUACACAGCAGACACAGUUGUUGGAGAUUUUGAAUACAUUUCUCCUGGUAGGAGACCUACUUUUGUUCUGAUUCUUCAGAUUUUUCAGUACUAGAAACAUAAUUCUGCAAGGUAAUCAGAAAGAGAGAGAGGGUUUUAUAGCAUGGAAAUCUUCUUGGAUGUUGUCUCCCCCCGCUUUUUUAAAAAAAAUACAUAGUUUCUUCCUCAAAACAUGCUUUAUAAAGAACACUAUCUUUUCCCAUAUUUUUUGGAGUUGUUAUACAAGAUUUUUUCUCCCCUUCCCCUCCCCUCACUUCCUCUCGAAAUUAAUUGGAAUUGUAUGGUAAAUCCCAUCUGACUCUGAAUAUUUAGGCAUUUGCAUUUCAUUAUGUUCUCCAUGACCUCAGGGUUGUGUGAAUUUUUUUUGUCUGUACAAAAGGCUUUCAAAUGCUCUUGAUAAACCCUGGUUGGCUGUACCUACAAAUGUGACCAGGCAGUCAGCAGGUGUAUAUAAACAGAGGUGCAAUGUGUUUUCAUGUGGUGGACAAGUGAUAACUGCUGAUGAUGGAUCAUUCUGCUCACUUCAGGCACAAUUCUUUCUUCUUAGGCAUAGAGCAUUAAUUUAGAUUUCUGUUAAACAGAUACUUUUUAUAAAGAUUUUCGAUUUUUUU
Messenger RNA from Chrysemys picta bellii (western painted turtle), 5747 nucleotides. RefSeq names its product vestigial like family member 3 (gene VGLL3). The record is from RefSeq and is a predicted model, not a curated record. Gene Ontology annotation, biological process: regulation of transcription by RNA polymerase II. Gene Ontology annotation, cellular component: nucleus. NCBI's taxonomy places the organism in Eukaryota, Metazoa, Chordata, Testudines, Emydidae.